AAGGCGGCGAUACCCCGGUUGGAUCGGCGGUGCCCGGUGCCGCUUGGUGAGGGCUUGCAGUCCGCUGCAGAGCGCACGGACCGGCCGAGGCCGUUCUCGGUUGGCUGGUCACCAGCCGGCGCCGCCUCGCGCGCCCUGUGCUGAGCCUCGCCUCGCGCCGCCUCAGCGCCCCGGGAGCUCUCAGCCCACUCCGGUCAUGUGACGGCGAACGUAACGGGACGUGCAGCAACCGUUUGGCAGUUGGGUUCGCGAGGAAGGCGGCGGGCGGGCGGCGGCGCGGUCCCUGGUCGGUGCUGCGCAGACGGGGGAAACGGGAAGACGGAACAAAGAGGCUGCCUCACGCAAAAAGGCUUAAAGUAACAUCCCAGCACCGCACGGACCAGGAAGAGAGUUGUAUUUUUUAGGCAAAUGCAUUGGAUUUCAAUUUAAUGAAAGAAUUGCAUCAAAACAAUUCCAACUAGUGGGUCCGACCAUACUUUGCAGGAGAAUCCCAUCUCUACCUGUGUAAAGGGUCUUUUUCAUCUGGAACGUGACCCUAAUUGCAAUCCACCAGCUAACUUCAAGAGCUGACAGAUGUUCUCGGCCUCAGGUCGGAUUUGGGUCUAAACAUGGAACUAGCUAACCAUGGUUUGAUUCUGUUACAACAACUCAAUGCCCAGCGGGAGUUUGGCUUCCUUUGUGACUGUACGGUGGCUAUAGGUGAUGUCUAUUUCAAAGCACAUAAAGCAGUCCUUGCCUCUUUCUCCAAUUACUUCAAAAUGCUUUUUAUUCAUCAAACAAGCGAUUGUGUCCGACUGAAACCAACGGAUAUUCAGCCAGAUAUUUUUAGCUACCUCCUGCAUUUAAUGUACACAGGAAAGAUGGCACCCCAGAUUAUUGAUCCUGUCCGUCUUGAGCAGGGAAUUAAAUUUCUGCAUGCUUAUCCGCUAGUUCAAGAAGCCAGCUUAGCUAGCCAUGGAGCCAUUCCUCGCCCUGAUCAAGUUUUUGCAUGGACAUCCUCUCUGUAUGGUAUUCAGAUUGCAGAUAAUCAAACCACACCCCCAAACAGGUUAUCAGCAACUGGAGAAAAGUCUGGGCGAGAGCCCAGGACACAUGCUCAUCCUUCUCGAAUAGAACAAGAACGAGGGGCAGAAGCUGGUCACCAGCAUCCCCAGAGUGCACAGAUUCUUCAACAUUCUCAGCACAUUGGGCAGUCGUCUGGAACACCUCUAGGAUUGGCUUCUCCAUCUGGUCCUCCAGCAACUGAAGAACGAUGUGAGAAUAUUCCUCUAUUAGAUGGACAGCCUGGAAUGCAUGCAGUAGCUCAUGUUAAGCCCAGUAUAAUGAAAAGGAAUAGCGGUUUCCCCAAGUUUUACGUUUGUCAUCUUUGUGGCAGAAGGUUUACUUUACGAAGCAGCCUGCGUGAGCAUCUGCAGCUCCAUACGGGGAUGUCACUUCCUGUUACCAGCCAAGCAGGAAUGAAUGUGCUAGGACAAUUAAUAGAAUCUGGGAAACCUGCAAAAGAAGUUGAAGAAAUGCCUGAAGCAGAGGUAAUUAGCGACGGUGAACUACAACAGAAGAAUGAUUCACCAAUGGCAGAUAGCCAACUGCAAGCUGAAACACCACCUCCGUCGGACAUUGCAGACAUUGACAAUUUAGAAUUAGGGGAUCAUGAUAGGGAGGUAAAAAGGCGAAAAUAUGAGUGCUCCAUCUGUGGACGUAAAUUUAUCCAGAAAAGUCACUGGAGAGAGCAUAUGUAUAUUCACACAGGCAAACCAUACAAAUGUAGUACCUGUGAUAAAACAUUCUGUAGAGCCAAUCAGGCUGCCAGGCACGUUUGCCUUAACCAGAACUCUGACACCUUUAUGAUGGUUGAUAAUAAGCAAGUGAUGCUCACUGAAGGUUCCUCAGAAGAAACCAAUCAGUCACUAAUGGAUCCAGUGUAUCUAGCAACAAACCAAUCAAGUCAAUCAUACAAGUGCAAUCUUUGUGACAAAAGCUUCUCAACUGCUAGUGAAGCUGUUCGGCAUUCAUGCCAAAACCAAAACUCUGAUACAUUUGUUUUGAUGGAAGGUCAACCAGCAGUGCAAGGCGAGGGCUCUUCAGAGGCUUGUGAUGUGACAGAAACAAAUCAGCCUCUGUCAGAUUCAGCGCAUAAUGUGGAGGAUGGUCAGGCUGUUUUAGUAGAAUGACGAGUCUGUUCAUUUAAUCAUUUCUUAAUGUGUUUCUUAAAAUGUACAAUUCAAGAUUAAUUGUUCAUAGAUAUAGUUUAUUUUCUAAAUUAGUUUUUGGUUUUCUUCUCUGGCAAAAAUGUCAUUAUUUGCUGAUAUUGUGACUUUUAAGAUGAAGAUCCAGGUUGCAUAUUGUAUCAGUGUUUGCACUAGAGUUCAGAUUAACCCAUGUCAAUCAUGAGCUGCUUUGGGACCAGGUUUGGGAGUGUUUAUGCUGUCACUGAAAAAAGUUGAUGUGCAUUUUCUUUUACUGGUAUUACCUGAUGCUCACAUCGCCUGUCAAGAAAUGAAGUUACAAAGUCUCAAAUCUUUGUCUUCGUGCUCCACAGAGCUUCCCUAAACCAACAUCAAACUCAAAAGUGUACACUUCUACUGAGCCUUUUUGAUGUGUGCCCAUGUUAAAAGGGAUACAGUUUAAAUAAAACAUUGGUGUCUGACAGCUUCAAAAUUUAUAGUGUGCAAUUGCCAUUGUGAUUAAGAAAUGUUCUGUAAUUAUCAGCUGAUCACUGGGUAUACAUGUCGACAUGUAUAACAAAUCACAAAAAUGCACAAAGAGGCUAUGCCAUUUUUGAAUCAAUAAUGAAUACAAAAUGUUGGUUUGAAUGUGAGCUAGAAGAUCACUUGACUCAGUCAAAAACUUUUAAUUCAGUCCAUGUCGGCAAAGGAACUGCAUGAACCAAAAGGAUGAAAUACCAAAAUUAUUUUAUUUCGGAGAUCAGUGAUCUGUGAUUACUGAAAUACCCUUCUAUGAAUCAUAUGAAAAGUGUAGUUCCUAAAUAAACUUGUUCAAUAUGAUAUUAAAUAAAUUGCUCACAUAUGGAAGAGGAACUUUUGUUACAAGACCAUUUUCCAGUAUAAUAGAACAAAGCUGUACUCUGGUGCUCCACAUUUGUCCCUAUUCAUUUGUAUAAACCAUGUUUUUAAACUAUGUUCAGUGUAAUUCUGAAUAUCACUUACCUCACUUAUUUACAAUUUGCUCUUCAAUAUGUCUGUGUAAUCUGCUUUCAAGAUGGGGGGGGUCUUAAAACAUCUAUGCAUGCUGAAUUCAAAAUACAGUAGUAGUAUUUGUAACUUGUUUUACAGAAAUAGUAGGUACAUUAUUUAUUGUGUUGGCUGUCUUUAUACCUUUUUAGAUUUCUUCAUUAUUAGAAAAAAACUAAACUGAGGAACAGCAACACUGAAAGAAAUCUUUCAAAUUCUGGAUUAACUGCAAGGUAGAUUAGAAUUGCUGUUGGAAGGAGGAAAAGGUGGUUACCACAAAAAUAAGCUAUCAUUUGGAUUAUUUUUCAAUUUUUUUUCCCAGCAGUGCACACAUACCAAAAAUGUUUUGUUGAUAUUGUAUAGGCUUCAAAAUGUAUUACUUUUCUCCACAAGAUACUGUAUGCAAAACAUUGUAGAUUGGAGCAGACCUUUUCACAAUUGCUUUUCUUAAUGGUUUGUUACAUCUGGUUGUGCAAACUAAAAAUUAUGCUCCUAAUGUUUGAAUUUUUUCUUGUAGCCUAUUUUUAAUUGAUUAAUCUAUGACUUUAUCAAUACAAUACUGGUCAUAAUAGUUUGUACCAAAAGCCCUUUACUGUAGAUGUGAAUUGAAAACCACUAUAUGGAUUAAAUGAAUAUAGUAAACAUUAAGAUUAAUUUUCCCUUUUGAUUAUGAAAAGUACAUUUUUUACUGUUACAUCACAAAUGUUACAAGAUGGAUCAAACCCCAAGGUAUUUUGUUACUGUUCAUUCAAAUUUGUAAACAUCUCUCGCAGUUAUUUAACCACUUUUGCUCAGUAACCCCUCAGAUAUAAAUAUACUAAGGUAUUACUUGCAAAUAUAAAUUGCUAAAAAGCAAGGAUGAAAUUCUAGGAAUAAUGUAUGUAAAUUGUUGUUACAAGUUUUAUAUAUAGACUUAAUGGUAGGAUUCACAUUUGAAAUAAACAAAUCAACUGCCUUAAAACAAUUAAGCAUAAAAUUAUGUCCAUUGUCAAAAUUAUCACUUGCAUUAAUUAUGAGUCAAAUAAAAUGUAGAUUUUAAAAAGAGUAUUUUGUGAAGCAUGUUUCAAGAGGGAAAUGUAUUUCAAACUUGUAAAUGAAUCCUGGAUGAGAAAAGACAUUCCUUUGUUGUAGUAUCUUUGACCAAACAAAUUGAAGAUUGGCCAGUUUAAUUGGGGGCAUAAGUAUAUUGGUUUCAAAUGGGACUUUUAACAUUUUUAGGUGAUUUCAAAUAUAUUUAUAUUAAUGAAGUUGAACUUAAGUUGACUUACAAAUUGCAGAGAUUAAGAGCACUAUUUUCUGUGACGUCAGCUGCAAUAGCACUCCUUGCCAGCAUUGUUGAGAUUUUUAAGUGCAUUGUACAGUUGCCUUUCUGUAACAUUUUAAGUUGCUGCUCAGAAGCUAGCCAUUCACCUGCAUGGUGAGAUCUUAUUUAACAAAGCAUACAUAUGUGAUGGGUAUCUGUGCUGUACACAAUGAUAGACUAGAGUUUAAUUUCCAUGUUUAUGUAUGCAUUGUUAAACUAACUCACUGUGGUGAGCUUCUGCUUUAUUUUUCUAUGAGUUAGCAUUUUGUUUAGUCUCAAAUAUCCAAGCUAAAUACACACAUUUGUACUUGUCUUGAUUCCAUGCCAUAUCAUUCUGUCAAAUCAAAAUCUUGUUAGUUAUAACUGUAUAAUGUGUAAUAUAAUGCUGCCAAUACCAAAGACUUGAAUAAAACAGGCUUGGUAGGAAC
Messenger RNA from Hypanus sabinus (Atlantic stingray), 4922 nucleotides. RefSeq names its product zinc finger and BTB domain-containing protein 2-like. NCBI's taxonomy places the organism in Eukaryota, Metazoa, Chordata, Chondrichthyes, Myliobatiformes, Dasyatidae. Gene Ontology annotation, biological process: regulation of transcription by RNA polymerase II. Gene Ontology annotation, cellular component: nucleus. Gene Ontology annotation, molecular function: DNA-binding transcription factor activity, RNA polymerase II-specific; RNA polymerase II cis-regulatory region sequence-specific DNA binding; protein binding. The transcript is spliced from 5 exons. The record is from RefSeq and is a predicted model, not a curated record. The coding region runs from base 609 to 2171 and encodes 520 amino acids.